AUGGCGAACCACCGCGCCGCCGCCGCUCUCCUCCUGAUCGCGUCCCUCUUCGUGGCGGUCGCCAUAUCCAGGGCCGACGCGAGGCCCACCGUGCGCCGCGACGCGCAUGGACAAGGUUACUUGGCGGAUGCUGCGGCGCGGACGGUGUCUGAGGCGGAGCCGACCUGCGACAACUGUGGGGUGCCGGAGCCGCCGGAGCCGAAAACGGAGCCGCCGACCUGCAGCACUUGUGAGUCGCCGAAGCCGGAGCCAGAGUCAGAGCUGACCUGCAACAAGGUGCACGGGGUGCAGGAAGGCGAGACGUGCUAUUGCUUGGCGCAGGGCGUGGGGCUGACCCUGGACGACUUCCUCGGCUUCAACCCCAACAUCUGCUGCGACAACCUCUUCAUCGGCCAGUGGGUCUGCCUUGAAGCCACAUCCGGUUGUCAUGACUGA
Miscanthus lutarioriparius is the source of this 435-nucleotide messenger RNA. Lineage: Eukaryota; Viridiplantae; Streptophyta; Magnoliopsida; Poales; Poaceae. The record is from the annotation of a GenBank genome assembly.